AUGAGAUCACUCGAACAAUUUUCCAAAAAAAAAGACCUAUUACAGUAUUCGGUCCCGGCUGGAUUGGCAUGGUUCAUUCAAGAAUUUCCUGCUUUCAUCAUCCCAUUUGUCUACACAUUUCAAGCCAAAACAUAUUAUGGAAUUCUCGCAAAUCUUCUCGUUCUUUCACACUAUUCUAACAGGUACUUUUAUCUUUAAGUUUUCCAAAAAAAAAAUCAUUUCUUUUCAGAACAUUUGUUUUUCCAUUCCGAUUGAGAUCAAAAAAUGGAUCGCCCUGGUUUAUUGUGUUGUUGGCUGUUGGAUUUUGCUGCUGGAACGGGUUUAUUCAAGGAUGCUGGAAUGCGAAUUAUCAGCCGGAAAUUCGAAAUAUUGAUUGGAUUUCAAUUGUGCCGGGUGUUGCUAUUUUUCUAACUGGAAUGUUGAUCAAUCAUCGAGCUGAUUCGAUUUUGUUGAAUUUGAGAAAACCGGGAGAAAGUGGAUAUAAGAUUCCGAGAGGUAAAUAUACAGUUUAUUAUUUUUGAGUAGAGACAAUGUGAAAUUGAGAGACUUCAGACAGAACAAUUGAUUUUUCGCACAAAAAAUACAAAAAACUGUCUGCACUCUCUCAAUUUCACGUUGUCUCUACUCAAAAUAAUAAACUGUAUAUUUUGUUUUUUCGACGUUUUUCUGCAUAGAAAAAUAUGUUUUUUUUAUUACAAAAUAUUAUUCAGAAAAAAAACAAAAAAAUCAAGCCACCUAGGGGACUCGAACCCCUGACCUUAAGAUUAAAAGUCUCACGCUCUACCAACUGAGCUAAGGAGGCCACGCUGUUCUUCACUCAAAUUUCUCUCAAAUAAAAACAAUGUAAAAAAUUCCAAUUUUUCUAGGAGAAUUGUACGAAUAUAUCUCAUGCCCAAAUUAUUUUGGAGAAAUAAUUGAAUGGACUGGUUAUGCAAUUGCUGUUCAAAGUCUUCCAGCCCUCGCUUUUGCUAUCUUCACAUUUUGCAAUAUUGGACCAAGAGCAAUUCAACAUCAUCAGUAAGUAUUUUUUUCUGAAAAGAUUUUUUUUCUAACAAUAACAUAAAAUUUCAGAUGGUAUAAAUCAAAGUUCCCGGAUUAUCCGAAAGAUCGAAAGGCCCUGAUUCCAUUUAUUUGGUGA
Messenger RNA from Caenorhabditis angaria, 1138 nucleotides. Lineage: Eukaryota; Metazoa; Nematoda; Chromadorea; Rhabditida; Rhabditidae. The record is from the annotation of a GenBank genome assembly.